Messenger RNA from Caenorhabditis briggsae, 2577 nucleotides. It is a transcript of the gene Cbr-vps-35, whose product is annotated as Protein CBR-VPS-35. The record is from RefSeq and is a predicted model, not a curated record. NCBI's taxonomy places the organism in Eukaryota, Metazoa, Nematoda, Chromadorea, Rhabditida, Rhabditidae. The coding region runs from base 1 to 2577 and encodes 858 amino acids. The transcript has 6 exons. Gene Ontology annotation, cellular component: late endosome; retromer complex; retromer, cargo-selective complex. Gene Ontology annotation, biological process: retrograde transport, endosome to Golgi; intracellular protein transport.
AUGUACGAUAAUCCGGGCAAUGCGACCGACCAGGAAAAGUUUCUGGACCAGUCGAUUCGUGUGGUUAAAGCCGAAUCGUUCGAGAUGAAACGAUGUCUCGACAAGGGCAAAACUAUGGACGCGUUAAAACAUGCGCUACAGAUGCUCAAUGAGAUGAGAACUUCAGAAUUAUCUCCAAAGUUCUACUAUCGUCUAUAUAUGGACACAAUGCACGAAUUGCAAUGCCUGGAAGUGAAUCUUAUACAAGAGUUUGCUCAAGAACCAUCCAAAUUGAGUAAUCUUUACGAGUGCGUUCAAUAUGCUUCCGCUAUCAUCCCAAGAUUGUACCUUCUUGUAACCAUUGGUGGCGUCUUUAUCAAAUGUGGCCUCGGAUCACGCAAAGAGAUUCUGAAAGAUCUUGUGGAAAUGUGUCGCGGUGUUCAACAUCCACUUCGUGGUCUUUUUCUGCGCAACUACUUGAUGCAGUGCACUCGAUCAGUUCUGCCGGAUUUCCCGGAAACAGAAGAAAUGCUUUUAUCUCACAACAGUACUCUUCCAAAAGGAACACCCCAGCUAAAACCAAGAGAUGGAACUGUUGAAGACACAAUCGAUUUUGUUCUGAUAAACUUUGGCGAGAUGAACAAACUGUGGGUUCGGAUGCAACAUCAAGGUCCGUCGAAAGAAAAAGAGAAACGUGAGAAGGACAGACUGGAGCUGAGAAUUCUCGUUGGGACGAACCUCGUUCGUCUUGCUCAGUUGGAAGCGCUCACUGAAGAAAUGUAUGUCAGAGAUGUUCUGCCUAGCAUUUUGGAGCAAAUUGUUUCUUGCCGAGACACUAUUUCUCAAGAAUAUUUGAUGGAGUGUGUUAUUCAAGUUUUUGCGGAUGACUUCCACCUGGCAACGCUGAACGAGUUUUUGAACGCUUGCGGACAACUGCAACAAGAGGUUAACAUCAAGAUACUUCUUAUCGCUCUUGUCGAUCGCCUUGCUCUCUACACAAAUUCGUCUAUCGAAGGACAGCCUGCCCCAACCAAAAUGCAGUUGUUCGAAAUAUUUAGCGAGCAAGCGACAAAUCUGAUUAAAAACCGGCCUGAUAUGCCUAUGGAUGAUAUCGUUGCUCUUCAUGUUUCCCUAGUUUCCCUUGCUGUGAAGUGUUACCCGGAUCGUCUGGAUUAUGCAAACAUGACUUUCCUCGGUUUGAGACAAGUGAUCGAAGAAAAGGGAAUCACAGACAUCGAAGCUUUCGGUAAAGUCGGAAGAGAGCUCACAAAGCUCCUGAACAUACCGAUAGAUGAGUAUAAAAAUGUAUUGCGUCUUUCUGAGCUCCCAGAAUACAUCAAAGUCAUGAACUAUUUUGAUUAUCGUGGCCAGUGCAAUAUCGCUGCGUAUAUGGUGCAAAAUAUGUUGGAACAAGAAACGAUUCUGCGCCAUCAGGAGGAUGUUGAUGCAGCUUUCUCGCUUAUAUCAGCAUUACUCAAAGAUCAAGAGAAACAACCGGAGAGCUCCCAUGAAACUGAAGAGUUCGCAGACGAACAGAAUUUGGUGGCGAGACUACUUCACCUGAUUAGAGCAGAUGACGUUGAUUCACAGUUUUUGCUUCUCAACAGUGCGCGGAAAGUUCUUGGAGAAGGUGGUCGUCAUCGCCUUCGUUACACACUUCCACCAAUCAUUUUCGAACUGUACCGUUUGGUAUUGCAAUUCGCUGAUAUGAAAGAUGAAGAUGAGAAGUGGGAUGUGAAGAUCAGAAAAAUGUUUGUUUGUGCCAUGGGAACGAUCGGUGCUCUUGUUUCCACAGCUGAACUGGCUGAAUUGCCUAUGAAACUGUAUCUUAAUGUGAGUAUUUUAGUUAUAAUUCAAUUUGUAGACCUAAAAAUUUUUCAGGGAGCUAUCACAGCAGACCGUGUUUUGUUCGAAGACAAUCAUACCGUUGUGUACGAGUUUGUUUCGAAAGCAUUGUCCAUUCUCGAAGACGAUGUUGUCGAUUCGCGAGAUCGUGUUAGAUGUCUUCAAUUGACAGUGGGAACUCUUCUGAAAACAACGCAUUUACCAGAAGAAAACUGGCAACCGCUGGCCAAUCAAACAGUUCUUGCUGCUGCGAAAAUGUUUAAAAAGCCAGACCAAGUGAGGUCUCUUGUCACAGUUGCUUCCCUUUAUUGGCAUGGGGAAACACUAGAAACCAAUGGCGAUAAGAUGAGGAACGGAAAGAAAGUGGUCGAUAUUCUAAGGAAAUCUGCAAAAAUUGCCAGAGAAUGUUUGGAGCCGUUAGUUCAACAACAAUUGUUCAUUCAACUUCUUUCGGCCUAUAUCUAUUAUUACGAAGAUAAAUGCGCUGAGGUAAUCGAAACAUUACAAUGGAUAAUUUAUUGUAUAUUUUGUUUUCAGAUCAACGUAGAUCACAUUGAAGAACUGAUCUCUCGAACCCAAGAUAAUGCUGUUCAACUGGACGUCUCUGCUGAAGCUGAUAAUCUAGAGAAGCAACUUGGAGAAACGAUUCACCGGUUGCAACUUGCUAAGAUUGAUGUGGCCGCUUCUCAAGUGGCCUCUCCACGGACAGAGCCCGAUCUUCCACAACCUCCGUCUGAAAAUGAAGGGCUCUAA